Daktulosphaira vitifoliae (grape phylloxera) is the source of this 1433-nucleotide messenger RNA. RefSeq lists its product as uncharacterized. The record is from RefSeq and is a predicted model, not a curated record. NCBI's taxonomy places the organism in Eukaryota, Metazoa, Arthropoda, Insecta, Hemiptera, Phylloxeridae. Bases 460 to 1233 code for a protein of 257 amino acids. The transcript has 4 exons.
AUUUUGAUGUUUAGGAUGUUAUUAUGUUUAUCUAAUUAUUAAGUAUUAUUCUAGAGUAUUUUUUUUUAUCUUUGGAAAAUUAACAACGUAACUAUCCAAAUGACUUGUGCCUAUAGUUAUUGUUUUUUUGUAACUUAUCGCUUAUGCAUUUCCGUUUUCACAAGGAAAGCGAACUGUAAACUUAUUCUUUAUUGCGCAUUGUUUGACUACUAAUAACGAUAUGGAGUUCAAGCACAAACAAUAUGUGUAUUUUUACUUUCAUUUUCCAAACCUUACAAAAUUGGCUUUAAACGAGAAACUUGACAUUUUUGUACUUAGUUCGUUUGUAUGAUCUUCACAGUACCAUCAGUUGUUACGCGACACUUAAAGUGGUUAUACAUUAAAAAUAUAUUAGUCAUUUCUUAGUGAAUUUUAUAAAUAAAUAAUAUUAAGUGAUAGGUUUUACAUUAUUGGUAAAAUAUGUUCAAGAUAACACAAAUUUUUACGGGGGCUUUUUGUCUGACAAUGACGAUUCAGGUUAUCAAUGCAAAUGCUAUUGAUCAAGAGCAGUUUCAGCUGCCGAAUAAGCCAGUUACGGUAGAAGCAAGAGGUUUGGAUGCACAAUCAAUGAUGUCUGGGAUCGCUCAAUCGUUAAUGAGCAGGACAGGAGGAACCAGUAGCCAAAAUUAUUGUAUUGACACGGAUGUAAAAAAAAGAAACGCCCUGGGUUACUGCAAAAUGUCUUCCCUGACUACCCUAGCCAGUCCUUGUCGAUUUUUCAAGAUGGCCACAGGACUUUGCGAUCUGCCCGAUAUUUUGUCGUUGAGCUUAAACGUGUCAAAUGUGAUGUUGAUGGUUGUUCUGAAGGCGCUUAUUUGGGGCGCCGCAUAUAUGACAGGUGGUCAUAAGGGACGUAAAGAUAACCUAUCUUUUGGCCUACAAGAUAUUAUUUCUGAGUCUGAUGUUUUAAUGUUUCUCGGAUUUUUAGUUGCUGAUGAAUCAGGGCAUUAUGAUUGUUUAAAUCGUGUAGCAUGUGAACAACCAACAAAAGCCAUAAGCUAUUUGAAAAGCGCUGAAAUGGUUUGGCAAACUGCAAAAAUGUUUGAUGGAGUUAUUCCUUUGGAUAACAAAUACGAAAAAAUGAUGAACCGAUUACAAGAAGCGAUUGAAGAUGGUAGAGCAAAUGCCAAUUGCCAAGCUAUAUAUAAGUGUUCAGAACCUCCUAAUGAUAGAUUUAACACAGUUGAGAACUAAAACAUGCAAAUAAAAAAAUAUAUCAUGGAAUUUUAAGUCUGAUAGAAAAACAUAUAAUUGAAAAUAAGAAAUGUAAUAUUAUACUUUCACAUAAAAUUAAGUUCUUUUUUUGAAUAUGCUAUACAGAUAUUAAAUGAUAAGUGAUAAAACAUACAGUAUAUUUGUAAUAUUAUUAUUAUGACGCUAAGAAUAUUGUUAUA